AUGCCCUCUCCUAUGGUGACUGUCUGUGUGUCUCCUUCCCACCAGAGAGAAGCCUGUCUUCACAGGCAAGUGAAUUCAGGCAUCGUUUCACAGAUGGAGAUGGGGACACCAUGCGUAAAGAAAGAAGUUGCAUUCCCUGAGGCGGAAGGAGCUUCCUUGGAGCAAGGGCAGAGCGCGCAGGACCAGGAGCGUGCCCAAGAUGCCCUCUCCUGUGAGUGUGGAAAGAGAUUCAAGUUGAGUGACACCCUUCAAAAGCAUUUGACAACCCACACAGGGGAGAAACCUUUUGAAUGCUCAGAGUGUGGAAAGAGAUUCAAGUUGAGUGACACCCUUCAAAAGCAUUUGACAACCCACACAGGGGAGAAACCUUUUGAAUGCUCAGAGUGUGGAAAGAGAUUCAAGUUGAGUGACACCCUUCAAAAGCAUUUGACAACCCACACAGGGGAGAAACCUUUUGAAUGCUCAGAGUGUGGAAAGAGAUUCAGUUGGAGUUGUGCUCUUCAGCAGCACCAAAGGACCCACAGAGGGGAGAAACCUUUUGAAUGUUCAGUGUGUGGAAAGAGAUUCAGUCAGAGUGGCCAUCUACAACAACAUCUAAGAACCCACACAGGGGAGAAACCUUUUGAAUGCACCGAGUGUGGAAAGAGAUUCAGUCAGAGUGGCAAACUUCAACUGCACCAAAGAACCCAUACAGGGGAGAAACCUUUUGAGUGCUCAGAGUGUGGAAAAAGAUUCAGUCAGAGUGGCAAUCUUCAACAGCAUCGAAGAACCCACACAGGGGAGAAACCUUUUGAAUGCUCAGAGUGCAGAAAGAGAUUCAGUCAGAGUAGCGAUCUCCUACUGCAUCAAAGAACGCACACAGGGGAGAAACCUUUUGAAUGCUCAGAGUGUGGAAAAAGAUUCAGCCAGAGUAAUCUUAUAGCUGGGUUUCGGGAUCUUAUUCUGGAUAGGCCCAUGUCAGCCAUGUCUUUGUGA
Gekko japonicus is the source of this 975-nucleotide messenger RNA. RefSeq names its product zinc finger protein 239-like. The transcript has 5 exons. Bases 1 to 975 code for a protein of 324 amino acids. The record is from RefSeq and is a predicted model, not a curated record. Gene Ontology annotation, biological process: regulation of transcription by RNA polymerase II. Gene Ontology annotation, molecular function: DNA-binding transcription factor activity, RNA polymerase II-specific; RNA polymerase II cis-regulatory region sequence-specific DNA binding. Gene Ontology annotation, cellular component: nucleus. NCBI's taxonomy places the organism in Eukaryota, Metazoa, Chordata, Lepidosauria, Squamata, Gekkonidae.